AUGGCGACGGUAUCACCGCCAAAGGUCUCCGGGCGCCGGGGCGGGGAAGCAAACACGUUCCGCCGAAAUCAGCGGCCCCCCGUUUCGCGAGGGUCCCUGCGGGAAGGCCCGGGCCCCGCCCGCCCCGCCCCGCCCCCGGCCCACCUGCGACAGGUGGGAGCGCCGAGCGGCCGGGAACCGGGAGCCGGGAACCGGGAGCCGGGAACCGGGAGCCGGGAGCCGGGAACCGGGAGCCGGGAACCGGGAACCGGGAGCCGGGAACCGGGAACCGGAGCCAUGUCCGCGCCCGCGCCCCCGGAAGGGCCGGCGGGCCCGGGGAGCCGGAGCGCGGAGCCCCGGUGCCCGGAGCACGGCCUGGAGCUCCGCUGGUUCUGCGGCACGGAGCGCCGGCUCGCCUGCUCCGGCUGCACCGGGCCCGGCGGCCGCUGCCGGGGACACCGAGGCCGGCCGGCGCGGGAGCGGGCGGACCAGCUAAGGAACAAGAUCGUGGAUCAGUGUGAGAAACUGCAGCUGCAGAGUGCGAGCAUCACCAAGUACAUGGCCGACGUCCUGCCGGGGAAGAAGCAGAGUGCAGCGAGCUCAGCCAGCGGGGCCCGGGAGGUGGUGAUCCAGCGGCUGACCCUGCUGCGCAGCGUGUGCGAGAGCGAGGAGCAGAGGUUGCUGGAGCAGGUGCAUGUCGAGGAGGAGCGAGCCCAUCAGAGCAUCCUGACGCAGCGGGCCCACUGGAGCGAGGCCUUGAAGAAACUGGAGGCCCUGCGGACCAGCCUGGUGGGGCUACUCACCCACCUGGAUGACCUCAGCCUUGUCCAGGCCGAGCAGGAGAUUUUUGAGAGGUCAGAGGAAGCAGAGGGAAUCUUGGUCCCACAGGAGUCUGAGAAGUUAAAUUUUAAUCAGAAAUGUGUUCACAGCCCAGUACUCAGCCAGCUAUGGGCAUCCGCUGUCCUCUUCUGCCUGCCAGGCACCGAGGAUGUCCGUGUGGAUGAGAAGACUAUCAGCCCCUUCCUGACCCUGUCAGAGGACAGGAGGACCCUGACUUUUAACCCCAAGAAGACGAAGGUCUACCCAGACGGGCCGGAGCGGUUUGACCACUGGCCCAAUGCCCUGGCCUCCAGCUCCUACCAAGGUGGGCUCCACGCCUGGCUGGUGAGUGUGGGGCAGAGCUGUGCCUACAAGGUGGGUGUGUCCUCGGGCCUCCUGCCCCGCAAGGGCUCUGGCAACGACACCCGUCUGGGCCACAAUGCCUUCUCCUGGGUCUUCUCCCGCUAUGACAAGGAGUUCCGCUUCUCGCACGACGGCCAGCACAAGCCCCUGGAGCUGCUCCACUGCCCAGCUCAGGUUGGGGUGCUGCUGGACCUGGCAGCAGGUGAGCUGCUGUUCUAUGAGCCUGGCUCUUGUGCCAUCCUCCACUCCCACCGAGUCCCCUUGGCUGGACCCCUCUUCCCUGUCUUCGCCGUGGCUGACCAGAGCAUCUCAAUAGUCCACUGAAUGGGCAGCUGCAACUGUUCUACUGAAUGUUUCCCCUUUCUCUCUCUCUCUCUCUCUCUUUCUCUUUCUCUGUCUCCCUCCCUCCAGACCCCAGUGCCUGACUGGUCUGAUGCUGCCUAGCCCUCUCCCACCCUGGGUUUUCCACGGAAAUUUGGCCUAUGAGAUCCAACCACAGGUUGGUUACUACUAGGCUGGCUAGGGCUGGAAGGUGAGGGUCACGGAGCAGAUGCCAAAGUUGCCAUCUCAGCUCCACCUCUACACUGUUGAGUGGCCGAGGGGAGGUUGCUGCUCCCUUCUGGGCUUCAAAUUUCACCCGCAUAAAAUGGAGAGAAGGCAUGGUUCUUGCUGUUUUGAGGAGUGAAGGAAGGUCUCUCCAAGGUCCUAACCUCCCCAGAAUGGUGCAGUAACCUUGAGGCUUGCUCCAUAAAUAGUGAGUCCCAGACCUCCCUGUUUGCUCUUGCUAUUGAGUGGGCCUCCCUGCGGCCAGGUCCUCCCCUUCCUGACGAUGGACUUCCAGGUGACAAGCUGCCAGGUGGUGCCCCCUUCUAACCGGUGUCCCUUUCGCUUCCGGAGCCAGAAUUAACCUCGAUAGACUCCUGCCCAGCACCAGGCUUUCGGUGACUGUUGGUCGUACCCUCAGCUGCAGUUAGGGGCUGGCGUUGGGCCUGCCUGCUUGAGCCACUUAGUCCUGGAUCCCCUGGGCACCCCGAUCCCUCUUCUUUGCCAAUGCCACGGACUUCCUGAAGGUCCCGCAGCUGAAUGGAGGGGCUGCUGUAGUGCACUCUCUCUCUCUGUCUCUCCCUCUCUCUUUCUUUUUCUUUCCCUGGCCACACUACACUCCUUUCAUAGUGCAUUCAUCUCUCCACUUUCAACUCUGCUUCCUGCCCAAAUCAACCGGCCAACCACAUCCGGCUUCUGGGGCUUGUCAGGGCCAAUGUGAAGGACCGCUCUUGAGAACGGGAUGUGGAGAGCAGAAAAGAAACACAACCACUGUGGUGGCUGCUUGCCUCACUUCUCCCCAGACCCUGCUCUGAGCUCAACCUCUACUUCAAGGCCCCCCGUCCCCCACCCCCACCUAUCCACAUCUGCACCCCAGCUUCUUGCAACUGUUGCUGUGGGGGUGCCCGUUGCUUCUACCUUGUUUGCUCUAUGAAUAGCUCUUCUGAUCUCCCGGUGAGUUGCUGUGAACAUGGCUUUCCAGGCACAGCCAGGAAGGAGAGCAGGGGGCCUUGGAAGGGAAGGUGGCUGGGGCUGGUUGUACUGGAGAGAGGACAGUUGGGUGGUUCCUAUGGAAAGUGGCUGUAGAGAGUUGCUAAAUUAUUAAAUAUUUGGAAAGAGAA
Molecule: messenger RNA, 2825 nt
Organism: Tachyglossus aculeatus (Australian echidna)
Lineage: Eukaryota; Metazoa; Chordata; Mammalia; Monotremata; Tachyglossidae
Gene: BSPRY
Product: B-box and SPRY domain containing
Exons: 7
Coding region: 1-1485 (494 amino acids)
Molecular function (GO): protein binding
Source: RefSeq, a predicted model, not a curated record